Molecule: messenger RNA, 3806 nt
Organism: Sander lucioperca (pikeperch)
Lineage: Eukaryota; Metazoa; Chordata; Actinopteri; Perciformes; Percidae
Gene: prdm12b
Product: PR domain containing 12b
Exons: 6
Coding region: 243-1439 (398 amino acids)
Biological process (GO): neurogenesis
Cellular component (GO): nucleus
Molecular function (GO): histone methyltransferase binding
Source: RefSeq, a predicted model, not a curated record
CCCACUCACUUUGUGACCGGCAGCACUCCUAACUUCUAUUAACACUUUAACACAUUAACAAAUUGUAUUGAAAUAGAAGGAAAAAACAACAAGUGGAGCUUUAAUUCCAGCAAGACUCUGACACUUGUUUGGAUUUUUUUAAAGUUUUGUUCACCUGAAGGGCUUUUUUUCCCCCUCUCCGGUCCCCUGACACCGGCUCUUGCUGCAGCUUCUGCCCGCCCCCGGCUCCUUCCCGUCCGGCCAUGGGCUCCGUGUUGCCCGGCUCCUCGCUGGGCCUGAAGUCGGGCUUCAAGCCGCACCAGCCGCUCUCCCUGGCGGACAUCAUCACCUCGGACAUCCUGCACAGCUUCCUGUACGGCCGUUGGAGGCACGUGCUGGGCGAGCAGCACCACCAUCUCCCGCACCAGCAUCACCUGCAGCACGAGGACCGCACCACCCCGAGCGCGAGCCCCAAGACCGCGUUCACCGCUGAGGUGCUCGCGCAGUCCUUCUCCGGAGAGGUCCAGAAGUUGUCCAGCCUGGUUUUACCCAGUGAGGUGAUCAUCGCUCAGAGUUCAGUCCCAGGAGAAGGUUUGGGUAUUUUCUCUAAAACAUGGAUUAAAGCUGGAACAGAGAUGGGACCUUUCACCGGACGCCUCAUCUCACCUGAACACAUCGACCUGUACAAGAACAACAACCUCAUGUGGGAGGUGUUUAACGAGGACGGGACGGUCAGGUAUUUCAUCGAUGCGAGUCAGGAGGACCAGAGGAGCUGGAUGACUUACAUUAAGUGUGCGAGGAACGAGCAGGAGCAGAACCUGGAGGUGGUUCAGAUCGGCAGCAGCAUCUUCUACAAGGCUGUGGAGACAAUCCCUCCGGAUCAGGAGCUGCUGGUCUGGUACGGAAACUCCCACAACACCUUCCUGGGAAUCCCUGGAAUUCCUGGAGGAGACGAAGAACAGAGCAAGAAGACCAAAACCGAUGAUUUCCACACCUGUGAAGGCUCCUCUUCCUCCUCCUCCUCCUCCUCUUCUUCCUCCUCUUCCUCCUCCUCCAGUCUGGGCCGCAUGCGUUGCGUCAUCUGCCACCGCGGCUUCAACUCCCGCAGCAACCUGCGCUCCCACAUGCGCAUCCACACGCUGGACAAACCGUUUGUCUGCCGCUUCUGCAACCGCCGAUUCAGCCAGUCAUCCACGCUGAGAAACCAUGUCCGGCUGCACACCGGUGAGCGCCCGUACAAGUGCCACGUCUGCCAGUCGGCGUACUCGCAGCUGGCCGGCCUGAGGGCGCACCAGAAGAGUGCCAGGCACCGGCCCACAGGAGACGCCAGCGCUGCGGUGGGAAGCGUGGUGUUGCACGCUGCUCACACAACUCACUCACCUCCUCCUCACCCACCACAGCUGACCACCAUGCCUCAUCCAGCAUCACUGGUUCACCAUGUACCCACCAUGGUGCUGUGAUAGGGGGUAGACAGACAGACAGACGCACCAAAUUACAGACAGACAGAUAAACAGAAACCUCUUUUAACUUAAAAAAUAUUUGGACAAAAUAAGACAGAAAGGUGUAUCACCAUCAUUGAAGAACAUGACUGGAAGUUACCCUGGUAGCUAGGUGAAUCGGUCCAAUUGCGGCUAAGUGUCGGCACAUUUGGCUGUGUUCUGGUAGCCCAAUUCUGACAAGAGGCUCCUGUUAGUGGCUCUCACUCCAGCUUUUGGCCAGAGUCAGAACACAAAAUCAGACCAGGUUACUUUGGCUGAUUUUGGCAAAUCAUCAUGCAGGACCAGUCGUUUUCAGAUAGUAUUGUUACGCUAGAAACACAAUACAUAGUAUUGACCGUUCAGAGCAGAACUAUUACAUCAAAAAUGUGUUGCUUUGUAUCAACAUGCCAGAAAUCACCUCAAAUGAGGAUAUGCUUUCCAAUCUGCCACAAAUAUUUAAAAGCUGAGUUGUUAGUUGACUUUCUAGAACAAAACAGCAGUGAGCUCACUUAUAUUCUGACUUUCAAUCUUAAAUAAUGUGAUACUGAAUUCUGGCCGGCAGAUGUUAACAAAACACUUCAAAUCAAUUUUCAGCAUAUUGAUUCAAUGGGGUUUGGUGCUUCAGAUGCAGAUGCAGAGGCACCAUAUUCAGGGCACUGUUGGACUUGGAUUUGAGCUACCUGGGUAAUCAUUUCCAAAGAAAACUCCACUCUCCAACAACUAGACGGCUGUUAGCUAGAUGACAAGUUACAUUCUUUAAACAUCAAAUCAAUCAGAUUGAUCAGAAGUAAACUGAACACUAUCCAGACAGAGGAUGUUUGUACAUUAUAUGCAUGCACACACACACAUUUAUUAGAUAACAGACACACUUAGAUAAGCAUAGACACACACACAAACAGUUCUUAAUUAAGAGUUUAAGAGACACUCUGAUAAUGAUUCAUAAAACAGUUGCAUGAUGGGACACAGUGUUAGCCUGUGACUCCAGUAUAAAUCAUGUAUCUGUGAGAAGAUGAUGUCGUGCUUUGGUUUGCAUGCAAAUGGUUCUCUGUUAAAGGUGUGUGUGUUGAAAACCAAGAGGCGUUACAGUCUGAGCACUGAGGCUCCUUGACAGGAAUCCUCUGAGUUUCUGGUAGAUCGUCCUGUUGAUCAGUUUACAGAAACAUCCAGUUAUUCCCAUGCUAACAGCUAAGCAUACAUGAUGCUAAAGCUCAAUAUAUAGUUUCUGUGUCUACAUAGCUGUCAGGAUUUAUAUUCACCAACUGCAGGUGUGAACAUGUAUGUAGUACAGACAAAUCAGCCUUCAUAACUCAAGGAUAUCAAGGCCUCAACACUUUGGCAUGUAUUUGGUAAAAUGCCCAUCACACCUGUAUUUAAAAGUAUGUAGAAAAAUCUUGGUGACUUUGGUGAACUUUGAUUCACAAAUUCAUGAUAAUUAGCAUACUGUCUUGACAGAGCUGACAUUUGAGGGAACGCAGCGCCAAAGAGUCCAAAAUGGGGAAAGCUAAAGUAUCGUAGCCGACUACCUGUUUUGUUUAUAGCUCACUUUAUUGAAGCUGCUCCAGAGUACAAACCUGGUUUACACACAGUGAGAAGUUCAUGCUAGUAAUAUGACUGUUGACUAAAUUGUGUAAAAUGAUUGUGCUAUUAGCCACCUGUAGCCACAACGUCACCAAGAUAACACAACAUUGUUGCAGAAGAACACAAGGAUAAACUUUGCUGUGACACUUUCUGUGUGACCUGGGCUUAAUGUUAGCUUAAUGUUAGCUUGCACCAUAUUGAGUGAGGUCACAGAAUUGUGUCAAUGUUUGUGUCCCUUUUUGAGUAGCAUCGGGCCAUGCUCUCACUUUAACAUGUUGAAUUGUAUUAGCAUCAAAGCUAGCACUUUAGCACACACCUUGGUGAUUGAAAACCUUGUGAAAAACUGAAAUGAAAAGUGAUAGUCAGCUUAAUGCUAACACUUAGCAUAAACUAUGUGGAGUAAUAGGCUACUAACUCCAAAGAGGUUUAAGCACUAUUUUUUUUAUUCUAUAUUAGCUUGAGUGGUGCUAUGCAUGGUGCUGCACCAUGUUAGGAAUAGUAUGGUACAAAGCACCAAAGUCCAAAAAAGAUUUUUUAUCUCAUGUACACAUGAUAUUAAAAACAAUCUUCUUUUGGGACUCAAUGUAAGCUGCAUGCUAAUAUGUUAGCAGAAGUGAACAAUGUUGGCACCUUUUUACUGACCAACCAGUAAAUCUACUACAAACUCAGCAGAUUCAUUUAAAAAAGCUCAUCACUUAUUAAAUUUGGCAAAGCCUAAAAUAUUUGCUUUUAUUAUUAUUAUUAUUAUUAUUAUUAUUAUUAUUAUUAUUA